Messenger RNA from Aspergillus mulundensis, 969 nucleotides. RefSeq lists its product as uncharacterized. The record is from RefSeq and is a predicted model, not a curated record. The transcript has 2 exons. Bases 1 to 969 code for a protein of 322 amino acids. NCBI's taxonomy places the organism in Eukaryota, Fungi, Ascomycota, Eurotiomycetes, Eurotiales, Aspergillaceae.
AUGUCCAGCGUCAUGAUAUACGAUCGCUUGUUAGAGCAAUUGUGCUCCACGCACCCUCGCAUCUGGGAACCCAGUCCUGAGGAGUUCGCUCAGAUCCGCGACCCUGAGGUCUUUGCGUAUGACCCCUUGGCGAAGCCUGUGGGUAAUGGCAUGUUCAGUGUCCAAUUCCAGCCCAGGCCACCCGCAAGCCCUUCGGACCACGCCCAAUCCAGCCCCAACAACAGCAACAGCAACCUCAGCGCAGACGCCGAACCCUUCAUCCCCACCCCCGAGAGCCAGGCCAUGGUCGAAAGCCUCUCCCCCACCGAAGAAAACCCCUUCCUGCACCUCACACCCCCAGGCUACGGUCCCACCCGCAACGCCCCAACCAACGCCUGGGUAGAAGUCUACAUCGACCCCUACCACUUCCGGCUGGGCGCCGGCCAACUCACCACCGUGCCGGCCCUCACAACAGUCCUCAUCCCGGAAAUCGAUCAUACCCGCAAGGGCCUAGCCAUCGAGCAAAAGCUCACUAUCAACGAGUACGCAAUCAAGGCCGAUGUCGAACGCAUCCUGCGCAAACAUCACAUCGACUGCCCGAGUAAAGCCGUCAAGCUCUGCGCCCGCCAGUCCUUCCAUCUAGGCGAGAACCGCCCCAUCCCGACGGUGUUUAUCAGAUAUCACGAAGAGCGUACGAAGUGGGAUGAUAUCUUGGCCGCGCUCUUAGAGAUCAAGAAGAUGAUGUGGAAAACGCGCAAGAUGCCCGAGGUUGCUGUUGAGAUUGUGGAUGAUGUCUUCGAUCACUGGCUUGAGGGCGCCAAGCGGAAUGCGAUUAAGCUUGAUGAGCGCUUGUGGAUUACGGACAACCACUCCCUUGUUGUUGGGCGCGACCAGGAGGAUGUGCUUGAGCUGUUUUACCCUGAGGGGGCGGAGAGUCGGAGGGCCGUUUUUGAGAUGAUUGGGGGGCGGCCUCCGCUCGGUUGUAGAUAA